GAUCUACAACUGCUGAGUAGUUCACAGCAUUUCAGUUCUAAGAUCAACCUUCCAAGUAACUCUAUGCCUGCCAAAUUGCCAGGGCUAUUAGAGUGUGAUUAUCCUGCUUGGCUCUGAGCAUUAGAUAAUCCUACCCAGCUGGGCUUGCUCCGGACCUGGGAUGGCUCUGGACAUCAGCUGCUUCCUUUUAGUGGCACUUUUUUCAGUCAGCUGUGAAGCCAUCGCCUCCUCGGAUCAGCUAUGCGUUGAGAAAGAAACCAACAAAACAUACAACUGUGAAAAUUUAGGUCUCAGUGAAAUUCCUGGCACUCUACCAAACUCAACAGAAUGUUUGGAGUUCAGCUUUAAUUUCUUGCCUACAAUUCAAAAUAUGACCUUCAGCAGACUCGUAAAUCUCACCUUUCUGGAUUUAACCAGGUGCCAGAUUUACUGGAUACAUGAAGACACCUUCCAAAGCCAACAUCAGUUAGACACACUCGUGCUAACUGCAAAUCCCCUGAUAUUUAUGGCAGAAACAGCACUUAAUGGACCCAGGUCACUGAAACAUCUGUUCUUCAUCCAAACAGGAAUGUCCAGUCUUGAGUUUAUCCCAGUGCACAAUCUGAAAAACUUGGAAAGUCUACAUCUUGGAAGCAACCAUAUUUCCUCCAUUAAGCUCCCCAAAGAGUUCCCAACUGAGAAGUUGAAGGUUCUGGAUUUUCAGAAUAAUGCUAUCCAUCACCUGUCUAAAGAAGAUAUACAAUCUCUACAGCUGGCCACUAACCUGAGCCUUAACUUAAGGGGAAAUGACAUUACAGGGAUUGAGCAUGGGGCUUUCAAGUCAACUGUCUUCCAAAGUUUGGACUUUGGAGGGACUCUCAACUUGCUGGUUCUAUUCAAGGGUUUGCAGAACUCUACUAUCCAGUCUCUUUGGCUGGGGACAUUUGAGGACAUUGAUGAGGAAGAAAUUAGUUCCUCUGUGUUUGAGGGACUCUGUGAAAUGUCUGUUGAGAGCAUAUCCCUGCAGAAGCAUCACUUCCUUGACAUCUCAUCUAGUACAUUCCACUGCUUCACUAACCUCCAGGAACUGGACCUUACAGCCACUCACCUGAAAGAAUUACCCUCUGGGAUCACAGGACUAAACAACCUCAAGAAGUUAGUUCUCAGUGCAAAUAAGUUUGAUAAUUUGUGUCAAAUCAGUGCUGCCAGUUUCCCCUCCCUUACACACCUUUACCUCAAAGGCAACGUGAAGAGACUUGCCCUUGGUACUGGCUGCUUAGCCAACCUAGAAAAUCUUCAUCUGCUUGACCUGAGCCAUGAUGACAUUGAAACUUCUGAUUGCUGCAACCUGCAACUCAAAAACCUGUCUCAUUUACAAAGUCUAAACUUGAGCUACAAUGAACCCCUGGGUCUAAAGACUGAGGCAUUCCAAGAAUGUCCCCAGCUAGAACUCCUGGAUUUGGCAUUUACCCGAUUACGUGUUCAGGCUGCACAAAGUCCCUUCCAGAACCUCCAUCUUCUGAAGGUUCUAAAUCUCUCCUACUGUCUCCUUGACACCAGCAAUCAGCAUCUCCUUGAUGGCCUGCCAGCACUCCAGCAUCUGAACUUACAGGGAAACCACUUUCCAAAUGGGAAUAUCCAAAACACCAACCUACUCCAGAUACUGGAAAGCCUAGAAGUCUUAAUUUUAUCAUUCUGUGAUCUCUCCUUCAUAGACCAGCAAGCCUUCAUCAGUCUUAAGAUAAUGAAUCAUGUAGACCUGAGUCACAACAGGCUGACAUCUAAGAGCAUCGAGUCUCUUAGUCAUCUGAAGGGGAUCUACCUCAAUCUAGCUUCCAAUAGCAUUAGCAGCAUCCCACCUGGUCUCCUCCCCAUCUUGUCCCAGCAAAGGACCAUUAAUUUAAGAGGAAAUCCCCUAGACUGCACUUGCUCAAAUAUUUACUUUUUAGACUGGUACAAAGAAAACAGGCAAAAACUCGAGGACACAGAGGACACUCUUUGUGCAAAUCCGCCAUUGCUGAAGGGAGUCAAGCUAUCUGAUGUCACGCUGUCAUGUGGGAUCACGGCUGUGGGCAUUUUCUUUCUUAUUGUAUUCUUGCUUUUGUUCACUGUUGCCUUGAUUUUUGCAGUGAAAUAUUUUCUCAGGUGGAAAUAUCAACAUAUUUAGCUCAAGGUUUCCAGAGAAGGCAGAUAAAUGUGUUUAGCAAAAUUGUCAUAAGUAAAAAAAAGAAACAAAAAACAAAAAAAACCCAAAAAACAAAACCUGUCAUCCAAAGACUUUUCAGUUGGUUCCUAACAUUGUGCUGGGGUUCAUUGAGCUUUUCUGAACAUGUCUUACUGGUAGGAGUCUCCCAUGGGGCUGGGGCUAAAGGACUAGGCCCUAAAGACAGAGCCACUUCCUCCUGUGAAACGUGGCCCAUAUUCACUGAACCGCAAUAGCAACCCCACCCAUCUGAGAAAGGAGAGCAUCAUGCAUCACCCUUCCGCCUGCCCAACCUGGCUAUGCUGGGGCCAACCCUAUCCCUCCACUCUUUCUCUCAUACUUCUGACAUUUUGCUUAAGGCUCAGCUCUCUGUAAUUGAGCCAUUUGGGAAAGUUAGGCCCCAGCAAAGUCUCCAUGCUCAUUUUAAAUGACAAAAGGUAAAAUGUACAAUGAAUUUAAAAGAAAAGACAAAGUAAUAAAUUCUGCUUUCAAGUA
Onychomys torridus (southern grasshopper mouse) is the source of this 2677-nucleotide messenger RNA. RefSeq names its product CD180 molecule (gene Cd180). The coding region runs from base 161 to 2146 and encodes 661 amino acids. Lineage: Eukaryota; Metazoa; Chordata; Mammalia; Rodentia; Cricetidae. Gene Ontology annotation, molecular function: protein binding. The transcript has 3 exons. Gene Ontology annotation, cellular component: extracellular matrix. Gene Ontology annotation, biological process: positive regulation of lipopolysaccharide-mediated signaling pathway; B cell proliferation involved in immune response; cellular response to lipopolysaccharide. The record is from RefSeq and is a predicted model, not a curated record.